Belonocnema kinseyi is the source of this 684-nucleotide messenger RNA. RefSeq lists its product as uncharacterized. The coding region runs from base 1 to 684 and encodes 227 amino acids. NCBI's taxonomy places the organism in Eukaryota, Metazoa, Arthropoda, Insecta, Hymenoptera, Cynipidae. The transcript has a single exon. The record is from RefSeq and is a predicted model, not a curated record.
AUGGAGAUGCCAGACGACACCUACUUAACUGGCUAUGCUGAUGACAUAUUGGCGGUAAUUGCGGCCAGAUCUACGGACGAACUUCAAUGGAAAUUAAACCAGAUGAUGCGACGUGUGAGCAGGUGGGUGGACGACCACGGACUAGAUCUGGCUACGGAGAAAACGGAGCUGGUGAUAGUAAAAAGGAAGUACAUUCCCCUGCACGUAGCGAUGCAGGUUGAACCGUCAGAGAUAGCAGCGAAAACAGCUAUUAGACAUCUCGGAAUAUGGAUAGAUAAUAGACUCUCCUUCGGGGAACAGGUAAAGCAAGCAGCGAACAAGGCAGCCGUUGUCACGACCUCACUAAGCAGGCUCAUGGUCAACAUAAAUGGCCCGAGACCUAGCAAGCGCCGGCUAUUGAUGUCAGUGACCCAGUCAAUAAUGCUCUACGGAGCAGAAAUAUGGGCAGAUGCACUUAAGAAGAAGACAAAUAGCAGACGCUUGGCAGCUGUACAGCAGAAAGGCGCUCUCCGAAUUGCGUUCUCCUAUCGAACGGUAUCGGAACCAGCGAUCCUAGUGAUUGCGGGGACGAUACCGAACGAUCUACAAGCACUAGAGAAGAAGGAAGUGUUCCAUAGGAACCGCAACGUGACCAAAGCGACAGCGAAAUCUGAAGCCAGAGCAGCCACCCUAGAACGAUGGUAA